Molecule: messenger RNA, 2622 nt
Organism: Oncorhynchus nerka (sockeye salmon)
Lineage: Eukaryota; Metazoa; Chordata; Actinopteri; Salmoniformes; Salmonidae
Product: protocadherin gamma-C5-like
Exons: 2
Coding region: 133-2622 (829 amino acids)
Biological process (GO): homophilic cell-cell adhesion
Cellular component (GO): plasma membrane
Molecular function (GO): calcium ion binding
Source: RefSeq, a predicted model, not a curated record
CUCAUUUUGAGAGAUAGGACCGACAUAUAAAACUGUGUUUAAUUCUAUAGGAAUAAUAGGUUUUAUUUGGUAGGAUUAUCUUGAAAUGUAUUACAAACCAAGACCUUUACGAAGUCCAAGGGAUCAUCAUUCAUGGAAAUGCGGAUUCUAAUGAAGAUGGUAUUUCUAUGGCGGGGGCUUCUGCUUUCCUCCCUUCUGUGGAAUACAAUAGAAGCGCAGACGCGCUACACUAUCCCGGAGGAGCUGAGUGUGGGAUCCGUUAUUGGGAAUAUAGCAAUGGAUCUGGGUUUGAAAGUGUCUGAGAUUUCCGAUCGUAAACUGAGGAUAGCCUCGGAGGGCGAUAAGCAGUAUUUCAGCGUGGAUUUGGGAAGAGGUGACCUCAUUGUUAGUGAGAGAAUAGACAGGGAGAAUCUGUGUGGACGAAAUCCCAAUUGUCUGUUACCUUUGGAGGCUUUAAUUGAAAACCCACUACAGCUGUAUCGUGUUGAAAUCGAAAUACAGGAUAUAAAUGACAAUUCCCCAGUAUUCCAAAACAAUCUAAAUGUUUUAAAUAUUGCGGAGUCUAGAAUUCCAGGUGUAAGAUUUCGUUUGGAAUCAGCACAAGACCCCGACGUUGGCUCCAAUUCCUUACGCUCAUAUACACUAAGUAAAAAUGAACAUUUUGUGUUAGACAUAAAAACAAAGAAGGAUGGGUCAAAAGUCCCAGAAUUGGUUUUAGAAAAGGUAUUGGACAGAGAAAAACAGUCCGUACAGAGCCUGCUUCUAACCGCCGUGGAUGGUGGGAAUCCUGCUAGAUCAGGCACAGCAGAAAUUACUAUUCGAGUUCUAGACAAUAACGACAAUGCACCUGUGUUUGAAGAAAGCACAUAUGACAUUCAAGUGGUUGAAAACACAUUACCAGGAACGGUCGUCGUCACUGUUAAAGCAGUCGAUCUUGAUGAUGGGUCCAACAGUGAGAUCGUUUACUCAUUUGGACCACACACAUCAGAGUCACUACAGGACCUUAUAACUGUAGAUCCGCAAACCGGUGAAAUAAUAGUUCAUGGAAAUAUAGAUUAUGAAAAGGGAAAUUCGUUUAAAUUUGAUGUUCUCGCAACAGACAAGGGCACCCCACCAAUGCAGGGCGUAUGUAGUAUUAAUGUAGAAGUUAUUGAUUUAAACGACAAUUCCCCAGCUCUCAUUUUAAAAUCGCAGCCUAGCCCGGUAAGGGAAGACACGCCUAUUGGAACGGUUGUUGCUUUGAUUAGUGCCAAGGACAUAGACUCUGGAGAUAAUGGUGAGGUAAGUCUGAAUAUGGCGUUAGGCUUACCUUUUUCAUUAAAACCAUCCAUUUCUAAUAACUACGCUUUGGUUACUGAUUCCAGUUUCGAUCGGGAGAAAAAAACGGAGUAUACUGUCGAAAUUAUAGCUUCUGACCACGGGAAACCGUCUCUUACCUCUAGAAAAACUAUCACGGUUCGUGUUUUAGAUGUCAAUGACAACUCGCCAGUGUUUUCCCAGCCGUUCUAUACUGUGUAUGUUAAAGAAAAUGGCAUCCCGGGAUCUUUACUGAGCUCAGUGUCCGCUUCUGAUACAGACAUGGGUGAGAAUGCGAAGAUCUCCUAUUCUAUAUUAGACUCUAAAGUACAAGACGUGUCUGUCUCCUCCUAUAUUUACAUAAACUCAGAUAACGGCAGCAUCUUCAGCAUGCACUCGUUUGACUAUGAGAAACUGAAGGUGUUUCAGAUACAGGUCCAGGCAAAGGACCACGGCUCUCCGUCUUUGAGCAGCAACGUCACGGUUCAUGUUUUUAUCCUGGACCAGAACGACAAUGCACCCGCUGUUAUUUACCCUUCCGCUGUCAUGGGCUCUGUCUCCCAUCAGAAGAUGCCCCGGUCCGCUAAAGCAGGCCACCUGACCACUAAGAUAUCGGCAGUGGACGCAGACUCGGGCCAUAACGCUUGGAUUUCCUAUAGGCUAGUGGAGGCCACAGACUCGUCUCUGUUCAGUGUGAAUCUUUACACGGGGGAGGUGAGGACUAAACGCGCUGUUUCAGAGCAGGAUGACUCCUCUCAGAGGCUGCUUAUAGAGAUACAGGACAAUGGGGAACCGGUCCAGUCCGCCACAGUCACAGUCAACAUAGUGUUAGAGGACGGGAUCCACGAGCCCAUCUCGGACUUCCGUCAGAAAACAGCCGAGCCCAGCAAGAGAAACAGUAAAAUCACCUUUUAUUUGAUCAUCUCUCUGGCCUCAGUGUCCGUUUUGUCUUUGUUGACUUUUCUCAUCUUAGUGGUGAAUUGCGUUAGGAACAGUAGGAGCAGCUCGAGUUGCUGUAUCAGACGGGCUGACUCUGACGGAUACAAGAAUCCCAACAGAAACCUGCAGCUCCAGCUCAACACUGACGGCCCUAUUAAGUAUGUGGAGGUCCUGGGAGGGGACAUGUUGUCUCAGAGCCAGUCCUUCAGAUCGUGUCUCUCUCCAGUGUCCGAGUUCAGUGAUUUCACCCUCGUUAAGCCCAGCAGCACCACUGACUUUAAGGACAUGAUAAACGUACUUGAUGCAUCUUUACCGGACAGCGCGUGGACGUUCGAGAGCCAACAGGUGAGAGCCUCACAAGACUCCGCUGAAGUACCAGUUGAAUAG